Molecule: messenger RNA, 780 nt
Organism: Brassica oleracea var. oleracea
Lineage: Eukaryota; Viridiplantae; Streptophyta; Magnoliopsida; Brassicales; Brassicaceae
Product: expansin-B4-like
Exons: 4
Coding region: 1-780 (259 amino acids)
Biological process (GO): sexual reproduction
Cellular component (GO): extracellular region
Source: RefSeq, a predicted model, not a curated record
AUGGCAUCAUCAUCACAUAUAUACAUUGCUCUCUUGGCUCUUUUUGCAGUCUCUUUAAAAUGUUGUUAUUGCCAAAAUGAAACUUUAGCUGCCGGCUGGGGCAACGCUGGUGUUACUUGGUACGGUGAGCCUGAGGGCGCCGGUAGCACAGGAGGAGCUUGUGGAUAUGGGAUGGCAGUGGCUAACCCACCGUUAUACGCGAUGGUUUCAGCCGGAGGCCCUUCACUAUUCAACAAUGGACAAGGAUGUGGAACAUGUUAUCAAAUUGUGUGCACCGGGAAUGCAGCGUGUUCAGGGAGACCAAUAACGGUGACGAUAACCGACGAGUGUCCCGGUGGUCCUUGCGCCUCCGAACCAUUCCAUUUUGACCUUAGCGGCAAAGCCAUCGGUGCCUUAGCCAAACCUGGCCAAGCUGGUAGUCUUCGAGCCGCUGGUGUUCUACGUGUUAGUUAUAGACGUGCUCCAUGUUUAUAUAGAGGGACUAAUAUAGCUUUCCAUGUUGAUGCCGGAGCAAACCCUUUCUACAUGGCAUUUGUUGUGGAAUAUGAAAACGGUGACGGAGAUUUGGCCUCUGUUGAAAUUCAACUGGCUGGCGGAGGAUUUAUAGCCAUGCAAGAUAUGAGGUCCGCCCUGUGGAAAGUAAAUUCCGGCAGUGCUCUGAGAGGUCCGUUCAACAUUAGACUUACAUCUCGCGAGUCUCGUAAAGUAGUGGUCGCUCAGGGUGUUAUUCCCGCAAAUUGGAGAGCCGAUCAGACUUACCGGUCAAUCAUUAACUUUUAG